Messenger RNA from Striga hermonthica, 1077 nucleotides. The record is from the annotation of a GenBank genome assembly. NCBI's taxonomy places the organism in Eukaryota, Viridiplantae, Streptophyta, Magnoliopsida, Lamiales, Orobanchaceae.
AUGGCUGUGCUAGAUCAAAUAGAUUCUAUACCGACUCCUGAACCAAUGGAUAUAACGAGAAAGAUUAAUUCAAGAUGCCGAAAGACUGGUGACCUUAGCGUAGCCCAAAUUCUCGAGAAGUGGAAAGAGUACAACAUGAAUCUCGACCCGGGCAGCAAACCCUUCCGGAAAGUUCCCGCCAAGGGAUCCAAAAAGGGAUGUAUGAAAGGCAAAGGUGGGCCAGAUAAUGCCCGCUGCAAUUACAGAGGGGUCCGGCAGAGGACUUGGGGAAAAUGGGUGGCCGAGAUUAGAGAGCCACACAGAGGGAACAGAUUAUGGCUCGGGACGUUCAGCAGUGCACCCGAGGCUGCGCGUGCUUAUGACGAGGCUGCACGCGCCAUGUACGGCCCGUGCGCUCGUCUUAAUUUCCCGUUGAGAGAGGAUGUCAAAGAUUCUUUUCCAGUUACUGCAAAAUCAUCAUCGGACUCUGCAAACUCGGGUAUUUCAGAGAUUUGUCCUAAUGGGGGUGUCCCAAAGAAACCCGAACACAAUACAGAAACGGAUGAUAAUGAAGGGCUAUCAAAGUUUACCCAUAAUAAUCAACCGAUACCUCAAGAGCUUGGUGAUGAUCAAUGGGCUAUCGUCAAAAAGGAAGUAGUUGGGGAGGAAAUUCCCCUUCUUAAGGAUAAUGCGGAAGAAGAAUUCAGGAAAGAGGUAAAUAUAGACUUCAACAAGGCUAUACCAGAUAAUGGACAUUGUUUUAAAAAUCGGGAGACCUUGAGAAAUCAAUCGGCGAGCUUCCAAAACGAAGAGAUGUUUGAUGUCGACGAGCUGCUUGCCGAGUUGAACUCUUCUUCUCAAGAAAGGGAAUCGGGUUUUGAAGGUUGGGGAGGAUCGAGUGGUGGAGAAAUGGGCCGGGCUACAAAUGGCAGUCUUAUAUCAGCCCAAUUGGGGGAUCGACACGAGGGAUCGAAUGGUAAUCCGACUCGAGAGCUUUCGGUUUAUGAUUAUGAUUUGGAUUUCUUAAAGCCUGGGAGGCAGGAAGAUAAUAAUUUCUGGUGGAGUGAUUUAGAUUUGGAUUUGGACAUGGCCGUGUGA